ACUGUCUGUCUCUCUCUCUACCUUUUGUGCUUGGCCUUUUUCUCUUCUUCUGCUUUCUUCUUGCUCUUUCCAGUUUCCACAAGUGUUGUAAACCUUUCAUGCUUCUCUCUCUCUAAUUCUCUCGAUCACCAAAUUCACUGAAUCUUAACUCCGAAGUUUUGCUAUUAAUUACUUGUUACUGUGUUCAGUCAAUCUCAAUUACGGUCAACAUUAACUUUAUUCACCCACUCCUUUUUAUAUAUUGGAGAGCGUAUAGUGGUCCAUGUUGUGGCAGAAGUGCUUGAUUGGGGAAUGAAGUUGAGUCUGAGAUCAAUGGGAGGGAAGAGAUCUGGUACAGGGAACUUGAAUUUAGAGAUCUGCACAAAGUUCUUUGUGGGCUUUUUGUUGAUAUACGCAGCUCGAAUUUCGCUUGGAAACACUAAUCCGGUUGAUGUUGCUGCAAUUAAUAGCCUGUAUGCUGCAAUGGGAUCUCCUGCUCUUCCUCGUUGGGUUGCGAGCGCAGGCGACCCAUGUGGUGAAGUGUGGCAAGGCGUGGUGUGUAACGGUUCUGACAUACAGAGCAUAGUUCUUAAUGCUGCUAAUUUGGGAGGAGAACUAGGUGAUACCUUGGGAAACUUUGCCUCGAUUAAAUCAAUAGAUCUGAGCAACAAUCGUAUCGGAGGGAGUAUUCCAUCCAAUUUGCCGGUUACUAUGCAAACCUUCUUUCUUUCUGCAAAUAAUCUCUCUGGAAGCAUCCCAGAUUCUUUAUCUUCUUUGGUUUUAUUGACAGACAUGUCUCUAAAUGGCAAUCUUUUAAGUGGAGAGUUACCAAAUGCGUUUCAGAGACUUACAGGAUUGAUCAAUCUAGAUUUAUCGAACAACAAUUUUAGUGGAGAACUACCGCCCUCUCUGGAAAAUUUAUCACGUCUAACAACCCUACAUUUACAGGAAAAUCAGUUGUCCGGAACCCUGGAUGUUCUGCAAGACCUUCCCUUGAGAGAAUUGAACAUAGAGAACAAUCUCUUCGCAGGUCCCAUACCUGAUAAAAUGCUAAGCAUCCCCACUUUCAGAAAGGAUGGUAACCCAUUUAAUUCCACCGUUGCUCCAUUACCAGCACCACCAUCUCCAUCAACAGUUCCACGACAACCACCACGAGCACCAACGUCUCCUGGGGCGCCAUCUUUUUGGCAUACCCCUGGGAGUCAUGCCGAUAGCCCAUCUUCUUCAGAAGAAUCAAAUGGAGGAACACAAAAGUUUUGGACGAAAAAAAAGGUAGUUUGGAUAUCAAUAGCAGGGGUGAUUUUGUUCAUAAUCGUGGCAUUAGGACUUGCGCUCUUUUUGCCAAGUUGUAUCGUACGAAGGGAAGAGGCUGAUGGAGCUUUUAAGCGGCAUCGAGUAGGGGCGGAUAGAGGCCACAGGGAGAACCCUAGGGAUAGUGGGUCACUGGCACAAUCAACCAAUCAGAUGGAAAAAGUUCCAAAUGUGCCGGUUAUGCGUCCAAAGGAGGAUCAUCAAAUAGAGAAUAGAAGAGCUGAAGCUGCUCCAAAGCAACAGAAUGAGCAAGAGAGAAAUUUUCGACGGAUGAGUGCGGUACCGAAGCGGGAGGAUCAUUCUAUAGAUAUGAGUGAAUAUGAUACGAUUUUGAUGCCUCCCCUUCCCCCUCCUCCACCUCCCCCUCCUCCUCCACCGCCCCCUGCUGAGAAGGUCAUUAUCAGACCCAUUGGUCCUGCAGAAGCAACAACAGCAAAGUCUUCCUCCAAAGCUCCUAAUAUCAUCACUUCUGCAAGGUCUUUCACAAUUGCAGCUCUUCAGCAGUAUACAAACAGCUUUUCACAAGAAAACCUUAUUGGAGGAGGCAUGCUGGGAAAUGUCUAUAGGGCACAGCUUCCUGAUGGAAAGUUGCUUGCAGUAAAAAAGCUUGACAAGAGGGUUUCUGAUCAGCAGAAAGAUGACGAAUUUAUUGAGCUGGUUAACAAUAUUGACCUAAUCCGGCAUGCCAAUGUUGUUGAGCUUGUGGGUUACUGUGACGAGCAUGGUCAAAGACUUUUGAUCUAUGAAUAUUGUAGCAAUGGGACACUGCAGGAUGCACUACAUUCGGAUGAAGAAUUGAGAAGGAAACUUUCUUGGAAUACCCGCAUCCGAAUGGCACUUGGAGCAGCUAGAGCCUUAGAAUACUUGCAUGAGAUCUGUCAGCCACCUGUGGUUCAUCGAAAUUUCAAGUCUGUUAAUGUUCUCCUUGAUGAUGACCUUUCUAUUCGUGUUUCUGACUGUGGCUUGGCUCCAUUAAUAUCAAAAGGCUCUGUAAGUCAGUUGUCAGGACAUCUGCUAUCAGCUUAUGGAUAUGGAGCUCCUGAAUUCGAAUCCGGAAUUUAUACUUAUCAGAGUGAUAUUUACAGCUUUGGUGUAGUUAUGUUAGAACUUCUGACAGGCCGAAAGUCGUAUGACAGGACAAGAAAUCGAGGGGAGCAAUUGCUGGUGCGGUGGGCUAUCCCCCAGCUUCACGACAUUGAUGCAUUGUUCAGGAUGGUUGACCCCUCUCUUAAUGGAGAAUACACUGCUAAAUCGUUAUCGCAUUUUGCUGAUAUUAUUUCUCGGUGUGUCCAGUCUGAACCAGAAUUCAGGCCGCCAAUGUCUGAAGUUGUCCAGGAUCUGAGAGACAUGAUACGGAGGGAACGCUCCAGCAAUGAAUCAAUUGGGGACUGAUUGAAAUUAGUUUUGCAAAUUGUCAACACUAGAUUAUGCAACUACUGUAAAGAAGCUGCAGAAGGAUGCCCCUAACACAUCCAGGAGCUCACAUCCAUAGCUUUCAUCCUCGAUGUGUAUUCAAGAUAGUCCGGCAACGAUGUUGCUGCUGCGCCUGUAAACGUUCCGAUUCUUCUGGUUGAUUAUUUGUGAUUAUUGUUUCAUAAAUGGUAUGGCAAUGUCUAUGUCACAGUCAAAUGCCCUAACCCAAUUGUUUCAUAUAUUCUUUCUGUUCUUACCAAUGAAAGUUUAGUUGUGAACUACCAUCUGGGGAUGCUUUUAAAUGUAACAAAAGCACAGACCUCCACCUAGUC
This is a messenger RNA of Tripterygium wilfordii, 3035 nucleotides long. RefSeq names its product protein STRUBBELIG-RECEPTOR FAMILY 3-like. Bases 292 to 2682 code for a protein of 796 amino acids. Gene Ontology annotation, molecular function: protein binding; protein kinase activity; ATP binding. The transcript has 17 exons. The record is from RefSeq and is a predicted model, not a curated record. Gene Ontology annotation, biological process: protein phosphorylation. NCBI's taxonomy places the organism in Eukaryota, Viridiplantae, Streptophyta, Magnoliopsida, Celastrales, Celastraceae.